Coregonus clupeaformis (lake whitefish) is the source of this 861-nucleotide messenger RNA. RefSeq lists its product as uncharacterized. Gene Ontology annotation, molecular function: nucleic acid binding. The record is from RefSeq and is a predicted model, not a curated record. The transcript is spliced from 2 exons. The coding region runs from base 32 to 856 and encodes 274 amino acids. NCBI's taxonomy places the organism in Eukaryota, Metazoa, Chordata, Actinopteri, Salmoniformes, Salmonidae.
GAGACGCAACCAUGGUGGAGGAAGGGGCCAAAUGUUCACCGGGGUACAGGAAGCUGCCAUUGUAAACUUGGUUUUGGAAAAUAAUGAAAUCAGAUUACGAGAAAUUCAAAGCCACAUCAUCCAAGACAUCACCAUAUUCAACAACAUUCGACGAGUCAGUCUGUCCACAUUGGCUCGCAUUCUCAAGCGAAACCAAAUCAGAAUGAAACAACUUUAUAAAGUGCCGUUUGAGAGAAACUCUCAAAGAAACAAAGAGGUCAGACGAGCAUAUGUGGAUGGAGUACUGGAAAUGGAUGCUCAUGCAAUCCCACAUGAGUUCAUCUUUAUAGAUGAGGCUGGGUUCAACCUAGCAAAGACCAGAAGAAGGGGGAGAAACGUCAUUGGCCACAGAGCCAUUAUAGAUGUUCCUGGCCAAUGUGGUGGGAACAUCACAAUGUGCGCUGCCAUCUCCAAUACGCAUGGUGUCCUCCACCGUCAUGCCAACCUUGGACCAUACAACACAGCCCAUAUUCUCACAUUUCUGGACAGACUCUACAACAUUCUCAUACCACCAGAGCGUAUGAAUGAUGCAGACCAUCAAAGAACCCGGUACGUUGUAGUAUGGGACAACGUGAGCUUUCAUCGUGCAGCCCCAGUCCAAAACUGGUUUGCUGACCACCCACCAUUUCUCGUGCAAUACCUCCCACCAUACUCACCAUUUCUGAACCCCAUAGAAGAGGCAUGGCGGUGGAAGGUAUACGACCGGCAGCCCUUUGUGCGCAUGACUCUUGUGCAGGCUAUGGAAGAGGCAUGUGAUGAGAUAGAUGUGGGUGCGAUUCAGGGAUGGAUAAGGCACUCAAGGCGCUUCUUCCCUUGAUGUCU